UUUUUCAGGAUGGCGUUUCAUCAAAUAAUUUUAUUAUUCACAAUAAUCUUCCUGUGGCAUAUCCUAGCAAAUGCACAAGACUCAAUGGAAAAUAGGGAAGGCUACUUUUCACCUGGAAAACCGAGACAUCUCUUCCUGCACCAACCCCAGAGGUCAACGAGGAAAAUCUCGCAAAGGGCCUUCCAAGACAUGGACCUCUUCACCGCCAGAGGCUAUGGAAAGAGGGGUUCAGAAUGCUUUGGAAACACGUGCGGAAAACGGAUACCAGCAUUUUCGGGGGCUAGGUUGUACGGCAAGAGGAACAUCGAUAUGAAUCAGCUGAAAUGUUUAUUUGUGGAUUGUGGGGAUUUGGACAAACACUUGAGGAUCACUGAUGAGAUCACCAACAGAAAGUUCAGAAGCGAUGAGGACGUUUUCACGGAUUGAGCGAUUGUAUAAUUCAUAAGGAAUUUAUUUGUGAUUCUGAAUGUAAAUGUUGUACCCAUAAUAAUGUAAAUUAUUGUCGAAUCGAUCUAAGGCUUUCACUUCUCAUUUCACAUAGUAAAACUACUUGAAAUAAAUCGAAUUUCUUUUAA
This is a messenger RNA of Phaedon cochleariae (mustard beetle), 575 nucleotides long. NCBI's taxonomy places the organism in Eukaryota, Metazoa, Arthropoda, Insecta, Coleoptera, Chrysomelidae. The record is from the annotation of a GenBank genome assembly.